This is a messenger RNA of Bombyx mori (domestic silkworm), 3309 nucleotides long. It is a transcript of the gene Ufsp2, whose product is annotated as probable Ufm1-specific protease 2. The transcript is spliced from 10 exons. Bases 980 to 2749 code for a protein of 589 amino acids. Lineage: Eukaryota; Metazoa; Arthropoda; Insecta; Lepidoptera; Bombycidae. The record is from RefSeq and is a predicted model, not a curated record.
UAUCUAAUCAUUAUACGUGUGUACCCGGGACACUUUUACUCUUCAGAGAUUUUGUUAAAAUACUCUAAAGCGAUUUAGUAAUACAGUGCUACUUCAGAACAUUACCUACAUUUUUAAUUUAACUCAGAUCGAUUAAUUAAUUACGGCGAUACGUGGAUAUAAAAAUGAAUGAAUGUUCUAUGACAUAUUUUAACAAAAUUAAUUUAAAAACCCAUAUGUGUAUUUAAAAAAAUGGAAAUACCUACUUAUUUUAUUAUUUGUGUUAUGGUUUACUCGGCUCACUGAAUUUGGUCCCCUUUUUUGAUUUUCGGGUUUUUAAUUAUUUGUUCGCUAAUGUCCGGAUGUAAAAAAUGUUUGUUCGUCUUUUAUUUAUUUAUAAUUAAUUAAACAAAUGAUCACCCUUAAGUUUGCCUCCCUUACUAGAUAUCUUUAUUUUUAUCACGCAGAUUAAUUAAUUUUGAUCAAUUAUCGUUUGUUUGACAACUAUUGGUGAAUGUUCGAUCAUAAAAACAAUUAACACACAACAAAAUAAAGUGUUUAAAACGACAGCAAACUAAAAAAAUUAAACAGGUGAGAAGAUUGAGCACAAAAUGAUUUUGUGUUUUAUUCUUGAAGUCCCAUUUUCACGAAAAGAUCAAAUGAUAUAUCAUUUAUGUGCAUCAACUUGCUCCAUGACAAUACUUCCGUGCACAGUAUGAAGAAGAUCAGAAAAAUCUAAGCUACGGUGUGAUUUUUUCUUUGUUUAAUCAGUUAUAAUAGAUUUUAUUUCAUACCUUGUUUUAUUGCACACGAUUCGAAACAAAUUCAUGUCGUUAAAUCGGUCAUUCAACACAUUAAAAUAUUUGUGUAGUGCAUUGUGUAUCGGCUUAGGACACACCGAGUACAUUCGUGACUAUUUUAAAUAACAAAUGUAAAUAGCAACACUAUAUGACAAUUGGCAUAGAUUAUACAUAUGUGUAAUUAGCAACACUUAUUUAAAAUGUCACCACGUCUUAAAAUAUCAAGUUAUGUUAUUGAGAGGUUGUCUAAAAUCGACACAACAGAGAGUACAGGAUGUUUGUAUGGGCUGAUGUACGAUGGUACACUUCUAGUUGUCGGGUUCAGUUUAGAAUCGUUUGAAACAGAAACCGAAAAAAAUAGCUACAGCCAACUGUUACUUAAUUUCCCCGCCGAGAUAGAACUUUGCGGCGUCGUGAAGUUUGGGGAAACCUUAACCACUGAUUCAACAACAAAAGAGAUCUUACAGGAUGUAGAUAUUACAGAUAACCCAUUAAUUAUAAUAAUAAAUCGUGAGAAGGAUAUGAAAGCUCACUUUAUUGUUCAUGAUAAAUUUGAAGAAACGAAAUAUGAGGUUUUCAGUCCUGAAGAGUUGUGGAAACAGUUCCUUCAUGUACGUUUGAACACUGUGCUACCCCUGCGAUGUGAAGCUACCAUUGCUGGAGUUAAAAAUUCACUGCAAAAUAAGAGGAAAAAGAUUGCUUCAGGUCAAGUGUCAUUUCAUAUAGACAGUACACAAGUAUAUUUGUUUGGAGUAGCGUCAGAUGUGGGCUUGACUGGAACAAGCACAGAAGCUACUGUUGGGGAACUUGUUGAUUCAAUGAGUCCUGAACAGCCAUCGAAGAAAAAAAAAUACAAUAUCAAUAAUGCAGAAAUAUUACCGGUGAGUUUAAUACUAAAAGUGACAAAAGAUAUCUUGUCUGAUAAAUUAGUUAAAACAGCAGUAAAAAUGAUGACAACACAAAGAAAACCUGCUUUUUACAUCAGUAUGCCUCUCCGAAUAGACACCCUGGCUAUGAUACACCGAAAUACUAAAUUGCUUGAUCUUUAUAUUGUGUUAGUUGAAGCAGCGUGCAGGUCACUGAGGUUGAUGGAGAGUGUGUUGAUAGAACAACUUGGUCAAGAAGGUAUUGGUGAUGGAGGAGGUCUAAGGCUACCUGAAACAUUUCAUUAUCUACCACCAGAAAUAGGCCAUUUUAUUACCAGACUAAUACCUAAGGGGAAAUCUGAAGAUUGUAUGCAGAAAGAGAGGCGCACUCUCCACGAACAAUUGGGACUGCCACUACACAGGCCUGUGUUCCGUCGAGGUAACGCGUUCAUAGACAAAAGUGGAGGAUACUUAGUGAAUCCACAUGAAGCCAUGCCGAUACAAGCUUCAAAAUCUGACGUUACUGUAGCAUUAGUCAGAGGACGAUACGCAUACCAUCAUUACAUGCAAGACAACUUCAAUGACGAUGGUUGGGGUUGUGCUUAUCGCUCAAUGCAAACAAUUUUCUCUUGGUUUAGAUAUCAAGGUUACACUGAUGUUGAAGUACCCACCCAUAAAGAAAUUCAACAGUGCCUUGUCAAGAUUGGAGAUAAACAGUCAACAUUCAUUGGUUCAAAACAAUGGAUUGGAUCUACAGAAGUCAUGUUUUGUUUGGAAACUCUACUGGGUGUCCAAUCAAGGAUAAUUUUUGCAAAUACUGGGACUGAAUUACAAAGUUAUGCCCCAGAAUUAGUCCAUCAUUUUCAAACUCACGGUAGCCCCAUAAUGAUUGGUGGUGGUGUACUGGCACAUACUAUACUAGGGAUUGAAUACAACUCUAUUACUAACGAAACAAGAUAUCUCAUCUUAGACCCUCACUAUACUGGAGCUGAAGAUAUCACAACUGUUAUUAAUAAAGGAUGGUGCGGUUGGAAGAGUUCAGAUUUUUGGAAUAAAACUGCUCAUUAUAAUCUUUGUUUGCCACAAACAAGGCCAGCUAUUUGAAUGGUCUUAUUCUUUGUGUUCAGUGUGUAAUCUGUUUUUCUUUUCAAUUUACUGCCAGUUCACUCUGAAAUGUUAAGCUUUCAAUAUUUCAUUAGGUUAUUUAUCGCUCAUUAAAAUGUACUGUGAUAAUUAAAAAUUGGCUCUGCAGCCUUAUAAUUCCGUUCGCUUGCAUUUUGUUUAUUGUACAUUCUACUUGUGAUUGCCUGUUUGACUACCUACAUAAAAAGUUCAUUUGAAGAUAAUAACCUAUCAGUUAUUGUAUUUGAGAAUCCCAAAAUAAUUUUAAUAUAAAUCUAUAUGCAAAAAAAUAUACACUGCAGUGUUACACAAGAAACACAUUUUCCUUUGCAAGAACUGUAAGGGGAUUUAUAUUUUUGGGAUGAGAACCAUUGUCUACAUAAUCAAAUAUUACGUUGUCGUUGUAAAACUCUUCAUGAUAAUAAUUGUUUGCUUAUUUAGUCAUUUAAAGAAUAUUUGAUUGUUGUCACAUCAAUAUUAAAAAGGUUUAAGAUAAAUGGAAAUGUUAUAUUUUGUACCAAUUAUUAAAUUAUAAACCUAAA